GAAAAUAUGCGGGGAGUUGUGGGCAGAAAGCAAAGCGGGCUUCCUUGGAUCCUACGGAGCAUGCGCGGCUACAUUUGAGCAUGCUCACUUGUACCGGAAACAAGGGUCUGACGAUUAAGAGAACAUUACCCUACACCGGAGGGAGGCUCAGGAGAGUACCUCAAAUGGACAUAAAAAUGUGACAUUCUGCUUUCUGUGCCAAGCUCCAAACAUUUUUAUUGACUUCUCACUAGGCAUCAGCCACCAUGCAGCAAGCUUUAGAACUUGCAUUGGAUCGUGCUGAGUAUAUCAUUGAAAGUGCACGUCAGAGGCCUCCCAAGCGGAAAUAUUUAUCCAGUGGAAGAAAAUCUGUAUUUCAAAAAUUAUAUGAACUCUAUCUAGAAGAAUGUGAUAAGGAGCCUGAAAUAAAGCAGAAGCUGAGACGAAAUGUGAACUUGCUGGAGAAGCUGGUUAUGCAGGAGACGUUGUCAUGCCUGGUAGUGAACCUUUAUCCGGGGAACGAAGGGUAUUCACUAAUGCUCAGAGGAAAGAAUGGCUCAGAUUCAGAAACCAUUCGGCUUCCUUAUGAAGAGGGAGAGCUGCUUGAGUAUUUGGAUGCAGAAGAGCUGCCCCCUAUCUUAGUUGAUCUCCUGGAAAAAUCUCAGAUUAAUAUUUUCCACUGUGGAUGUGUCAUAACGGAAAUACGUGACUAUAGACAGUCUGGUAAUCCGAAAUCUUCAACAUACCAAAGCAAGCACAUUCUUUUGCGCCCAACAAUGCAGACCUUGAUUUGUGAUGUGCAUUCCAUUACAAGUGACAACCACAAAUGGACGCAGGAAGACAAACUUUUACUAGAAAGCCAACUUAUACUAGCUACAGCGGAACCUCUGUGUCUAGAUCCUUCAAUCUCAGUAACUUGCACUGCAAACAGGCUCCUCUAUAACAAGCAGAAAAUGAAUACUCGCCCAAUGAAACGGUGCUUCAAAAGAUAUUCCAGGUCAUCUAUGAAUCGACAGCAGGAGGUGUCUCACUGCCCAACUCCCCUGCAGCUCAGGUUGCUUGAUUAUUUGCAAAAAAGGAAGGAAAGAAAAGGAGCCCAACAGUAUGACCUCAAAAUUUCCAAAGCUGGAAAUUGUGUAGAUAUGUGGAAACGGAAUCCUUGCUACUUGAUUGCACCAUCUGAAGUUGAUGUGGAAAAAUAUGCUAAAGUGGAGAAGUCUAUGAAGCCUGAUGACUCGCAACCAAGUGUCUGGCCAGCACACGAGGUAAAAGAUGAUUAUGUCUUUGAAUGUGAAGUUGGCAGUCAGCUUGAGAAAACAAAACUGACCAUUUUUCAGUCAUUGGGAAAUCCAUUAUACUAUGGUAAAGUACAAAUGAUUAAAGGUGAUGAAGAUGAGAAUCCAGCAACUCCAUCGCAUUUUCUUAUUGGCUCAAAGUCAGAAGCAGAAAGAGUAGUCAACCAGUACCAGGAGCUUCUUCAAAAUGAAGCCAAGUGCUCAGUAAAGAUGUAUCAUAACUCAAGUGGAUCAGUCCACCAUCUGGGUCAGCUUUCUCCUGGCAAAGAAAUGGAACAGCCUGAGAGUGUGUCUGGUUUUAUUCAGUCUUCAGUGCUGGGAAAAGGUGUGAAACAUCGACCUCCUCCUAUCAAACUACCUUCAAGUUUGGGAAGUAGCUCUUCAGGUAAUAUUUUUAGUGCACAGCAGUCAAGUGGCCUCCUAAAAUCCCCAACUCCUCCUCCCCCCAAGCCUCCGAAUGUGUCUCGGAAACAGUCUCUGGAUCUGAAUCAGCUGAGCAUGCUCUCUCCAGCUGCUACAUCUCCUGCAAGCUCUUCACAAAGGACUGGAACUCCUAAACCAUCUCCUCCUCCUCCAACCAACACCCCUUCAUCGACCCCACACCCUCCUGAUGCUCAGAGCUCCACUCUGGUCACCCACUCUGCCACCCCUCCUCCCCAAGAUUCAGGCUUCGCCCCUCAGUCCACUUUGCUAACCCCGCUUGCUCAGCAGCAAAUGUCUCUGAGCCAGGCACUGCCUGUAAUGACCAUUCCUCUUUCCACCAUGGUAACGUCCAUUACUACAGGAACCUCCUCCAACCAGGUCAUGACAAACACUGCAGGACUUAACUUCAUCAAUGUAGUGGGCUCUGUGUGUGGAGCACAGACAUUGAUGAGUGGCUCAAACCCCAUUCUGGGGUGCAGUACUGGUGCAAUUACCCCUUCAGGCAUAAACCUAAGUGGCAUUUUACCAUCAGGAGGUCUGGUGCCAAAUACACUACCUGCUACAAUGCAGUCCACCUCUCAGCCAGCAGGUGGUCCUUUUGGUUUAAAAAAUGCUCCAGGCCUUCACCCUUUGAAUCUGCUACAGCUUCCAGGUGGCUCGCUGAUUUUCAACCCUCUCCAGCAGCACCAGCAACAACUCUCCCAGUUCUCUUCUCAGCAGCCUACAACCUCUACUCCUCAGCAACAGGGUGAUCAGCAGUUGCGAUUCUUCCACCACCAAAUGGUUAUGGUGGCAGCGGCGGCACAAGCAGCUCAGCUCCAACACCAUCAUUCAGGCAGCCAGUCAGGAAGUAAAAAGAAGCACCUCAACACUGUCAAAGUCCUAAAACUUGCAUUUGAGAUUAUAUCUUUAAAGGGAUUUUUUUAUUAUUUAAACAAAAUAAAAUCUUUACAUUUUCUGGUGGAGUUGAAUUUGAGUUUAUACUGUGAAGCAUGCAAACUGUACAUGGCAACCAACCAAUCUUGUGAGAUACAGAAUUUUUUUUCUAAUUAGCUUAACACUGGUUUUUGUAAGGAAACUAAAACAUUUUAAAGUAGCGUUUUGCCAAUUUGCAAAUAGGCAACACUGUACAUACUUGAAGACAGAAUAUCUUAAAAUAAUGGACUUUGGAAAAGGAUGUUUGAAAUAAAGGGACUGUGAGCACUGUAUAGCCAAUACUUUUUUU
Messenger RNA from Hemicordylus capensis (graceful crag lizard), 2922 nucleotides. It is a transcript of the gene SUPT20H, whose product is annotated as SPT20 homolog, SAGA complex component. Gene Ontology annotation, molecular function: transcription coregulator activity. Gene Ontology annotation, cellular component: SAGA complex. Bases 246 to 2750 code for a protein of 834 amino acids. The transcript has 23 exons. NCBI's taxonomy places the organism in Eukaryota, Metazoa, Chordata, Lepidosauria, Squamata, Cordylidae. The record is from RefSeq and is a predicted model, not a curated record. Gene Ontology annotation, biological process: regulation of transcription by RNA polymerase II.